UUGAACCCAGGUUUCCCACAUUACAGGUGGAUUCUUUACUGUCUGAGCCACCAGGGAAGCCCUCACUUCAGAUACUCUAAUGUAAUUGAAGUGGGGCCCAGCUAGAGGUUUUUUAGUUUAGUUUUGUUGUUUAGUUGCUCAGUCGUGUCUGACUCUUUGCAACCCAAGGACUGUAGCCCACCAGGCUCCUCUGUCCAUGGGAUUUGUUUAGAUUUAAUAUAUAUUUAGCUGUGAUAUAUCUUAGUUGCAACACCUGGGAUCAUCCAUCUUUGUUGCAGCAUGUGGGAUCUUAAGUUGUGGCAUUCAAACUGUUAGUUGAGGCACGUAGGAUCUAGUUUCCUGACCAGGAAUGAAACCUGGGCCCUCUGCUUUGGGAGCGCAGAGUCUUAGCCACUGGACCACCACGGAAUUCCCAGAGGUAUUUUUUAUAGCACCCCAGAUGAUUUGAACUUGUGGCUAGGGUUGAGGACCACUCUUUCAAUAUGUGAAUCUCAUGUCUCCUUUCUGGCCAAAUCCUCCAGCACUUUGCCUUUCAUUCAGUAGAAGCCAGUGGUCUACAGGGCCAUAUGUGAUCUGGCCUCCUGUGACCUCUCUUUCCUCCUCCUCAUUCUUUUCAUUGCAGCCACACUGGCCUUUGGUUCACUGAACAAACAAGGUACACUUCUACCUCUGGGCCUUUGCCCUUGUUCCUUCCACCUGAAAAAGUCUUCACCUAGCAAUCUACAUGGCUUAAUCCUCAACCUUCUUUAGGUCUGUGCUCAACCAUCACCUUGGUGAUGAUGGCUUUUUAGUUCCACCCUCUUUAAAACUGCAACUCCUGCUCACUAUUCUCUCUCCUUUCCCUGUUCUAUUUUUCCUUAUAGCACUUGUCAUGUCUGACUUCUGAUAUAUUUUAUGUACAUUGUUUCUUCCCUGGGGAGAUUUGGAAUUUUGUUACUUUUUUAAAAAAAAUGCUACUUUUUUUUAUUGUCUGUCUGAAAUACAGUAGAGGCUCAUUAAAUCUCUGCUGAAUAACUGAAUUUCCUUAUGUGUUUUGGAGGAGUUUGGUGCAUGGUUUGGGCCAGGUAGAAUCUGAGGCACUAAGGGAUACCAGGAGAGAGAUCUGGCACUUGGGUUUGAAGCAGAUGACGACUGAAGGACCAGCCCAGAGGAACAUGGACACAGGGACAGAGGAGCCGCCAAACCUGCUUCUCCCUAUGUUCAUCUUGCUGGGUGAGACCCCCAUCUGCCUGGUCACCAGACAGGCAACAGAAGUCAUCCUGGAUUCCUCACCUCCGCAUCUCACCUCUCAAGCAAGUUCUCUAUUAUUGUCUAAAUAUAACCAAAGUCUGCCGCUUCCCGUCUGCCUACACUAUCACAGCCAUCCCCUCCCCCAGACUACUGGCAACAACCCAGUCUUAGGUGCCUCUGUUCUCCACCACGCAGUUUAAAUGGUUUUCUAAAAUAGCUGACCUCCCUCCAUCGUCGGAAAAUCUUUCAGUGGACUUCCUGCUGCCCUGGGAAGCCAAAGCCCAGCUCCCACAAGGCCUUAUGCGCACGUGGCCCGGAUUCUUCUCUAAAAAUGCAUUUCUUGCCACUCAGCCUUUAGGCCCCCAAGGCGCAGGACCCCUUCACACCUCCCGGCCUGGUCUCAGGACUCCAAGCUGAGAAAGUGAUGCCUGUUGGGGAAGGCCUGCCUGAGUCCAGGCUGCCUCCUCUGCCUCCUGAGCCUCGCCUCUCGCACGCUCGUUACUGUCUGGCGGCCUGUCCCCCGCAUGGCUGGGGGCGCCUGAAGGAAGUAUUGUAAUUGCGAAGUGUCCCUGUGGGUCACUGCUGCGUCAGGUAGAGGUAGCCCCAAGGAGGCAGAAGAGGAGCCAGGAUCCAGUCGGAAAAGCCAGUGAGUGAGGGUGUAGGGUGUUCGGCUGCGUCAGCGAGGCGAGGCCUGAACCGCCCUCAGGAGGAGGAGCCUGGGGUCCAGCUCCGCGCGAGCGGCCCUCGCUCCCACCAAGGGUCACUGGUCACUCUGCGCCCGCAGACCUGGCGGGGGUCGCAGGGCUAGGUCUCACCCGGCUGCCCUCCCAGGCGAGCUUCUGCAUCCGAGCGGAGAGGUCGGGGACGCCCGCCAAGCCACGGAGCGGGUGGCUUACGCUCCGCGGCCCCACAGGAAAGCAGGCAUUCUUUCUGCGCAGGCGCGACGCUUCGGCCGGGAGGGGCGGGGCCUGGACGGGUCGGAGGCGGAGUCACCUCUGGGCCCGCCUCCACUAGCUCCUCUGGCCGCCGAGUGCUGGGCACCCGGGCUAUUCUAGGGGCUUCAGACGCGCCGCCCUAGAGACCCUGGGCCGGCGCUGGGCGCAGCUGCCUCUCCGCGUUUGCCUGUCGGUCUUUGUGUCUGUCUUUGUGUCUGUCUGCUGUCUUCGAGCUUGCCUCCACUUCUAGAACUAAAUCUCUGGGACACCGACAUCCCACGAAUCCUCGCCCCUCUCCCAUGGCAGGCUACUUGCCCCCCAAAGGCUAUGCCCCUUCGCCCCCACCUCCCUACCCUGUGACUGCUGGAUACCCGGAGCCAGCACUGCAUCCCGGGCCUGGGCCCGGCCAGGUGUCCGGACCCGGGCAGGCCCCAGUGCCCGCCCACGUGCCUGCCCCUGCGCCGGGCUUUGCUCUCUUCCCCUCGCCCGGCCCUGGGGCCCCGGGACCAGCUGCCGCCUUCUUGCCAUUGCCAGGGGUGCCUUCUGGUCUCGAAUUCCUGGUGCAGAUUGAUCAGAUCUUGAUUCACCAGAAGGCUGAGCCGGUGGAAACGCUCUUGGGCUGGGAGACCUGUAACCGCUACGAACUGCGCUCCGGGGCCGGACAACCACUGGGUCAGGCGGCAGAGGAGAGCAACUGCUGUGCCCGGCUGUGCUGUGGUGCCCGCCGGCCCCUGCGAGUCCGCCUGGUGGACCCCGGGGACAGAGAGGUGCUGCGCCUGCUCCGCCCCCUCCACUGUGGCUGCAGCUGCUGUCCGUGUGGCCUCCAGGAGAUGGAAGUCCAGGCUCCACCGGGCACCACCAUUGGCCACGUUCUACAGACCUGGCAUCCUUUCAUCCCCAAGUUUUCCAUCCAGGACGCUGACCGCCAGACCCUCCUGAGAGUGGUGGGGCCCUGCUGGACGUGCGGCUGUGGCACAGACACCAACUUUGAGGUGAAGACCCCAGACGAAUCCCGCAGUGUGGGCCGCAUCAGCAAGCAGUGGGGGGGCCUGCUCCGAGAAGCCCUUACUGACGCAGACGACUUCGGCCUGCAGUUCCCGCUGGAUCUGGAUGUGAGGGUGAAAGCUGUGCUGCUCGGAGCCACGUUCCUCAUUGACUACAUGUUCUUCGAGAAGCGAGGAGGCGCUGGGCCCUCUGCCAUCACCAGUUAGAGGCCCUCUCUGGGUGAGGAGACCAUCAACUCAACCAGAAUUCAGGAUGGUCACCCGCCCUGGCCCCUGCUCAGAGGCAGCCCCUUUCCUCCGUGCACACUGCAGGCGAGAGACAGGGAAGCCUGAGAGGCUGGGGGCUUGGGGCCCCAUCCCUCCCCUGCUCCCCUGGCCUCCUUUACCUGUGGCCCCCACAGAAGGGUAUGUAUGAGAGCCCUUCCCCUGCUACUUCCCGCCACAUUUCCAGUGGUCCCUCAGCAUGCAGGCACAUCGGCUUUCAAGUGUUCCCUACCCACUUCCUCCCAACCCCUUCCAGGGCUUCUGCUCCAGACGAGGCCUUAGAAUGCAGGACUCUGGGGUUUUCUGACAGGGCUGGGGGUGGGAAAGGCACCAAAGAUGGCAGACCUGGCCACCCUUUCCCUGCAUCCGCUUGGCCAAUUCAUUCAGCCUCAGAUGAUGGCACUCUGAGGGCAUCCUACCUCCCCACUAGGGCCAGGACCCCAGUGCCAACUUCCUCUCCCUCAGCUGGUGCUUGCUGCAAUUUCCUGUGCCUUAACCACCCGUUCCUUCCCUUGCCCCAGGAAGGAAGCUGUAUCUUUUUAUGUUACAUUCAUAUAAACUUUGUAACUUUUUGCA
Molecule: messenger RNA, 4009 nt
Organism: Odocoileus virginianus texanus
Lineage: Eukaryota; Metazoa; Chordata; Mammalia; Artiodactyla; Cervidae
Gene: PLSCR3
Product: phospholipid scramblase 3
Biological process (GO): plasma membrane phospholipid scrambling
Cellular component (GO): plasma membrane
Molecular function (GO): phospholipid scramblase activity
Source: RefSeq, a predicted model, not a curated record